Centruroides sculpturatus (bark scorpion) is the source of this 2067-nucleotide messenger RNA. RefSeq lists its product as uncharacterized. Gene Ontology annotation, biological process: neurogenesis. Bases 182 to 1465 code for a protein of 427 amino acids. The transcript has 3 exons. Lineage: Eukaryota; Metazoa; Arthropoda; Arachnida; Scorpiones; Buthidae. The record is from RefSeq and is a predicted model, not a curated record. Gene Ontology annotation, cellular component: cytosol.
UAUACAGAAUAUACAAGUAACGCAAUUAAAAAAUUAAGUUCUUCUGCGGACAGGCGGUGACGUCAAAGUCAUGUUGCAUCUGCAACCAAUUACCGUAUAAUUUCUUUCUACUGCUAAACGCGUAUUGUCUCCGUUCUUCGACGUCACACUCGAGAGUUCAGUGCGGAAAGGAGCCGAAGAAAUGGCGGAUCGAGAGGUGCAGAGUCGGGUUUCUUCGGGUGAGAUACGAAUCCGAAACGAAAAAAACGAAGAAAUUAUUAUAUCAGAAGCUCAGUUAAAUAAAGUCCUGAACAGGAAUUUGGAACUUCUCAUUACAUAUGUUGAAAAUUUGAAAGUACUGCUUAUGCCUUAUCCAAUCGAGAUCAUCAGACAAUUCGUUACUUAUGUACAGACCAACGAUCCCGGAUUGACCUCUAUUAAACACGCUUUCGAUCUGUAUCAUCUGAGUUCAAGAUACGAGUUAGACGAUUUAAGAAAGAAAUGCAGAUCAUUUAUCAUUCGUCAAAUAAACCUGAAUACCGUGUGUUCAAUCCACGAUUUUGCACGUGAGAUCGGUGAUCUGGUCAUAACUUAUUAUUGCUGGCAAGCUUUCGACCGACUCGGAGAAAGACUAUUUACAACAGUUGACUUUAUGCGCUGUAAAAUUGCAACAAUUGAUAGACUGCUAUCUCGAGGGAUAUAUGAAGCUGUCAGUGAAUCGCGUUUACUCCUCACCGCGUAUCAGUGGAGCAUAGAAGAAGUUAAAAAAAAACAGGGUGCAGACAACUUCCAUUCGAUGGGUGAAAAAUCGAAAAGGAAUGCAAUAAGAAAUGUUAUGGAGCCAUUUAUUGGAAAAGUCAGAUUUCUUGCCAUGAAUGAAUACGAAUUGCAAUCUUGUGUUUUUACAAUGAACUUGUUAAGCGAGAUAGAAAAGAUUUAUAUCUGGCGUGCUUUUAAGACUGGUAAUUAUUCCUCGUAUCCCAGUUACUUCAGUCGAGAAACAAAAACCAGAAGCAUAAUAAAUUAUUGUAACUUGUUCUUGUACAUAAAUCGUGGAGAUCCUUUCAUGGUCGCAAACAGAAAGAUAAAAUGUUACAUAUGUUUUAGCAGUAACGUAUUUGUGAGGGAAGAUUGUUUCGUCACGGCUCUUCGAUUUCCGGUGAAGCUUGGCAAAAGUUUUCCAAUGCACGUAUACGCGUAUAUUAACAAUUUGGACAACGGACAGUUUUCGUUUGAGACCGUUUGCAAUUCAGAGGGAGUAGCAAAUCUGCAAACGAAGUUGUAUCUAAAAAAAUAUUCGUCAAUUCGUUUCCUGGCUUUCUUUUUCCGAGCUGAAAAUGGUCAACCCGAUAUCGAGUUUUCACCUGAACUGAGUUACUUUGUCAGCGACGAAGGAACAGAUGCCAGGAAAUUUGAAGACAAAAUUCUAACCGGUGACAGAAAUCUUAUAAAUAAUAUUUACUUUUCGGUUGAUUUAUAUUUUUGAAGUCAAAAGUUUCUCUAGAAAAAAGCGAAAUCUAAACGAGAAUAUAAUGUAAAGUUAAAUUCGAAUAAUGAUUAUUUCUUAUUGUAUUGCUGUAAAAUUUCUGCGAGAUGUGUAUGUACGUGAAUGGAAUAAUGAAUUUAUUGGAUUUACAGAAAACAAAAUUGAAAAUUUAAAGUGCAUAUUAAUGUAAUUUUUCUUUCUUAAAAGCAAAUUGUCAUUAGUCGGAUUGUUUAUAAUUCAAAAGUUAGUAUUUGCAAAUAAAUCAUCAAGUUUAUAAUUGCCAUCAUUUAAAUGAUAAUUACGAGCGUGAUUUCAUUUUUUAUUGCAGUAGAUGUUCGCGAAAGAAAUAUAAUUACAAUCUUACAGCGUUAAUAUUUUCUUUCUUCAUGUUAAUGACGAUAGAAAUAUGAAAAGUUAAGACUAAAAUUUUUGUCUGAAUGUUAGAGCAAAUCGAUAUCCACAUUUCAAUUUUAGUAUUUACGGUAUUGUUAUUUGUAUUCGUUGUCAAGAAUGUAAUGUUUUUCCAUUUUUUUCAUCUACGAAACUUUGCGUAAAUUUAAUUGGAUUCAAGUUUGAUUUUUUGAAGUGAAUGUGUCCGGAUC